Molecule: messenger RNA, 2499 nt
Organism: Cinara cedri
Lineage: Eukaryota; Metazoa; Arthropoda; Insecta; Hemiptera; Aphididae
Source: the annotation of a GenBank genome assembly
CGUCGGGCGUACAGGCGGGGUGAUAAAAACAAGUACCUAAAAAUCGCACUAAAAAUUGUCCCUAAAAGCUUAAUCAUUAAGUAAGUAAUUUGAAGAAAGGCAGUUUAAUUUUUUUAUUAGGAAGAGUGGACGUACAAAUAAAGUUGACCCAGGACGCAAAAAGUGUAAAUACCGACGCCGCUGCUUAUAGGCAUUUAUACUUUACACACGAAUAGAUGCACUUUUCUGCAUACCUAGAAAGCUACGUUUAAUUCCACUACAAGCUAUUAUCGUAGUUCGUGGUUACAAGAUAUGACGACAUGGCCACUGAGUACCUGGGUACUUAAAACCCGAUGAAGAACAUUACCUAUAGGUAUAGUAAUUUGUUAUAGUUGGUACAUAGGUAUUAUUAUAUUUAAAUAAUCAAUGAGUACCUAAUUAAUUGAACUUUGUACAGGAGCUAAACCGAUAAAAAAUUAAAUACAAUACGCAAUUUCAAAAUAAUAAUGUUGAUAUUUCAUGAUAGGAAAAUUAAGUAUAUUAAUAUAUUAUUAUUUUUAUUAUUAUUACUAAAUAGGUACCUAUUUUAUAUUUUAAAUUAAUAGUUAAUACUUAUUGUAUUUCAGAUUAUUAUUGGUGAGCAAUGAUGUAAUAUUUUAACAUUUUUCGAGUAUAUUCAUUAUUAAAGGUGUUCAAAUUAUCUAUUGAAUUGUAUUUAAUUGCAUAGAUAGGUACCCCUACCCACAUCAUAUUAAUUGUUUAAAUUUCAAGUAUUUGUUAAACGUUGUGAAAGAUAUUCAACAAUAUUAUUCAACAGUUCGAUAACAUUAAGUCACCUACGCAGAUAAAAUUAUCAUUUCCGUUUAUAUCAAGUACCUACCAAAGGAAAAAAAAAUAUAUAAUAAAAAUAAUAUUACCUAUGUUCUAGAGUUUUUGUUGGACGUAAAUGUAGACUAUAUUGAUUCUUUUAAGUUUUAACGCUCAUGAGGCAAGUAAUUCAAUUAAUUCUGUCUCUAAUUAAUAGUAUGUAUUUACCUACCUAUUUUAUUUUAUAUGUAUGUUUCUGUUGUAUAACAUAUAGAAUUAUUUAGUUUACAGAUUUAUUUUCUAAUUAUAUUAUGGACUCGUUAUUAAAUAAAAAAAUAUUCCUUUUGGAUGGUAGUUUUAUUAGUGGAGUUAGACCAUAUGUCAUAGAUAUGGACAGCAUUAUGAAACAUCCACUUUGGGGAUCAAAUUUACUUUUUGAUAAUCCAGAAGCUGUUAUUAAUGGCCAUAAAGACUAUAUCAGAGGUUAUUAUAUUUAUAUACAAAUAAUCGCUAUGAAUAAAAAGUUGUAUUUUAUUUAAUAUUAUAUUUCCAGCUGGAGUAGAUUUUCUAACCACCAACACAUAUCAAGCAAGUAUUGAAGGCUUCCAAAAAUAUUUGAACUUAAAUUAUGAACAAAGUUUUGAAUUGAUUAAAAAAUCUGUUUCAAUUUGUCGACAAGCGAUAUCAGAAGAAAAUUGUGGUGAAUAUAAACAUUUAAUACACCUAACUUAUUAGGUAAAUACUAUUUCGUAGGUAAAUGUUAGAUUUAUAAUGUAAAUGUAAAUUAAUUUACAGGACGGAAAAUUCAAAUACUGGGAUCUGUUGGUCCUUAUGGUGCUUCAUUAUGUGAUGGUUCUGAAUACAAUGGAAAUUAUAUUGAUAAUAUAAAUGUUAAAAAAUUAUCUGAUUGGCACAGACCUAGAAUCCAAGCAUUGAUUGAGGCUGGGGUUGAUCUUUUACUCUUUGAAACCAUUCCUUCUGUUGAUGAGGCUAAUAUCUUGUUAAAUAUACUUACUGAGUUUCCAAGUCAUAAAGCAUGUUUAUCAUUUUCAUUUAAGGUAAUUAUUCUUUAUUUCAAACUGAUACAGCUUGGUAUUAAAAUGUAUUUGCUGUAUUCAUAUUAUAUUGCCAAUGUUAUUACAUUUAUUGUCUUUUAUAGGAUAGCAAUCACCUAAGUCACGGAGAAACAUUUGCAAGUGCUGUUGAAAGGUUAUGGGUAAAUACAUUUCAAGAACAGUUGAUUGCCAUUGGUAUGAACUGUUUGCAUCCAAAAUUAAUAACACCACUUUUAAUGUCUAUAAAAACUGAAAAUGUUAAUUUCAUUGUUUACCCAAAUGGAGGAGGUAUUUGGGAUGCUGUCAAAAAGUGGUAAUAAGUAUUUUAUUUAGUUUUUAUAUUUUGAGAAUUUAAAUAUCUUGUUUUUUGUUUUUGUUUUAGUUGGGAUAACACUCAAAAAUACACAAUUUCUAUUGAUGAUCUUAGCAUAUGGAGUAAAAAAGGACUUAAAAUAUUUGGAGGCUGUUGUAAUACUGAUGCUACUGAAAUAGCAAAUUUUAGAAAUUUAAUAAACGCUUUAAAUUAAUUUGAAAUCAAUAAUUCAAUAUUAUGGAAUGUAAUAACACCAUAUAUCAUUGUUCUAUAAAUAAUUAUUUUUCUGUACAAUAAUAUUUUAUUUCAAUAAUAUUUUAUUUUUUAUUUAUUAUUAUGUGUGUA